This is a messenger RNA of Sporothrix brasiliensis 5110, 1824 nucleotides long. Its product is annotated as Major Facilitator Superfamily protein. The coding region runs from base 1 to 1824 and encodes 607 amino acids. The record is from RefSeq and is a predicted model, not a curated record. The transcript has a single exon. NCBI's taxonomy places the organism in Eukaryota, Fungi, Ascomycota, Sordariomycetes, Ophiostomatales, Ophiostomataceae. Gene Ontology annotation, biological process: transmembrane transport. Gene Ontology annotation, molecular function: transmembrane transporter activity.
AUGGCGUCUACAGCCGACGUCAUCAAGGCCGAACAGCCGGCCGACUCCGACGUCAACACGGCCGCCUCCACCUUACGCGACGAUGGCGACGCCAAUGAGCCUGUCCGCUCUGCCGGCCAAACGCCGGCAGUUCCUACGACCGGUGCCAACGACACCACCGAGGGCGAGGGCAGCAGCAGCAACGACGAGCCUGUCGCCACCGGCGGCGGCACCGUCGAAAUGGUCGGCGACAAGGCCGUCUUCAAGGCCACGCGGUCCUUCUAUCUUGCCUUUUCGGCCCUGCUUGUCCUCACCGUUGCCGUCGCCCUGGACGCCACCACUCUCUCUGUCGCCCUGCCCACCAUCAGUGCCGCCCUUGGUGGCAGCGCCCUCGAGGCCUUUUGGUCCGGCACCAGUUUCCUGCUGGCGAGCACCGUCCUGCAGCCGACCGUCGCCGCCCUCUCCAGCAUCUUUGGCCGCAAGUACAUGAUCUACCUCAUGGUCAUCUUCUUUGCCGCCGGCUCCCUCAUCGCCGCCCUCGGCAACAACUUCAGCGUCCUCAUUGCCGGCCGUACCAUCCAGGGUGUUGGUGGCGGUGGUCUGAUUGCCCUCACGGAAGUUGUCAUGACCGACCUGAUCCCCCUGGCCUUCCGUCCGGCCUGGUUCUCGAUCCUCAGCGCCAUGUGGAGCAUCGGCACCGUCACCGGCCCGCUCAUCGGUGCCGGUUUCACCGAGAAUGUCUCGUGGCGCUGGAUCUUCUACAUCAACCUGCCCCUGAUCGGUCUGGGCCUGGGCUUUGUUGUGCUGUUUUUGCACCAGUCCAAGAUCCCCGGUGGCAUCAUCCAGAAGCUCGGCCGCUUCGACUGGAUCGGCUCCAUCUUGUUCACCGCCGGCACCACCUCGUUCUUGUACGGCCUGACCACCGGUGGCGUUGCCAACCCCUGGAGCUCCUACAAAGUCCUGGUCCCGCUCAUCAUCGGGCCCUUUGUUGUCCUCCUCUUUGGCUUCUACGAGCUGCGGUGGGCCAAGGAGCCCAUCAUCAGCAACCGCAUCCUCAACAACCGCGACAUGCUGCUGACCUACAUCAUGACCAUCCUGCACGGCGCCGUCCUGUGGUCUCUUCUCUACUUCCUGCCCCUCUACUACCAGGCUGUCAAGGGCUACAAGCCCAUCGUGUCGGCCGUCGCCGUCCUGCCCGAGACUCUGACUGUUGCUCCUGCUGCUGCUGCCGUCGGUGUCAUUUCUGGCAUCACCGGCCACUACCGCUGGUCCUUGUGGAUCGGCUGGUUCCUGACCACGCUCGGUAGCGGUCUGCUGCUGCUGCUCGCCCCCGACACGCCCAUUGCAGCCUGGAUCUGGCUCAACGUGCCCGUCGGAAUCGGCAGCGGUAUGCUCUUCCCGGCCAUGGGCCUCUCCAUCCAGGCCGCCGUCGAGCCCGAGCUCAACGCCCAGGCCACUGCUUUCUUCUCGUUCCUGCGUACUCUGGGUCAGUCGAUUGGUGUCGCCAUCAGCGGUGUCAUCUUCCAAAACUCCUUCAAAAAGAAGCUGCUGGCCCUGCCUGCCUUCUCCGCGGUCGCCGGCGACUACUCGCGCGACGCCACGUCCGUCGUCGGCAUCAUCAACGCCAUGACGCCUAGCCCCGAGCGGACCGAUCUCAUCCAGGCCUACAGCGACUCUCUGCGUGUCAUCUACAUUUCUCUCGUCGCCUUCUCUGGCUUCUGUUUCAUUCUGGCGCUCGUCAUCCGCGGCUACUCGCUGAACCAAGAGCACAUCACAAACCAGGGCCUGGUUGACAAGGCCAAGGAGAAGAACGAUGCCACGGCCGAGAAGCUGGUUGAGCCGUGA